AUGACAGAAAGGUCCCUAUCAAUCUCGACGCAGAAUGCGACCCAGACUAAGCCUGUCUUCCUCACUUCUGUUGAGGCCCUUACCCACGAUAUCCAACCCGCUACCGAGUUGGCGGACGAAGAUUACACCAUCAAAUGCAUCUGCAACAAUUGUGAAGACGAUGGAAACACGAUAUAUUGCGAAGAUUGCUCGACGUGGCAGCAUAUCGAUUGCUAUUACGACCGCUCUGUAGAUGUGUUGAGGCCAGACUUCGCUCAUUCUUGUGUUGAUUGCUCACCACGAGAUCUCGGUCCACAUGCGAACGAAAGGUCGCAAUAUCGACAGAGUAAACCUACCCAUGAUAACAAUGACAAAAAAAAUAGAAGGCCGGCGGCAAAAAGUCACAAAAAGAAGACCGUGAAGCCCUCUGAAAAUUAUGGUUUCAAUGACCAAGAGGGCCACGAGAAUGCUGGCUCUCUCGUGGCUCAUACACAGAAAAGAGCGAAAGGUCAUCGGUCGCAUCAUUCCGUUAGCUCUCAAGCUACCAAACGAAAUCAUAACCACCCUCCAAGCCCUAACCACACAGCAGGAAAUCUGCCAGAGAAUUUCGAAAUCCAUUCCCUCUCCGUCAUUUUCCACUCGCUCUAUGAUGUUCAAUCACAAGAAAUUAAUACAAAUACAUUAGUCGAUCUAUCUGUCACGAGCAAAUUAGCUUUGUGGAUCAAAGAGGGUAAGCUGUUCGAAGAAGAUGUUGGCAAGAAAUUCGAUGAUGUUGUUCAAAAAACCGAGAUGCGACUUGAUCCGCACCAAUUCCCAAAGUUGCACGUUGACGUCAAGACCGCUCACAUCAACAAUACGAAUGUGCAAUGGAAAUCUCUCGUCACGACAACGAAAACUCCGGCGAACAAACCAAUUGGAGAGAUGAAUGGCCAUGUCGGGUUUCAAUCAGACUACCAUAAGAACCCAGACAAUGGGUGGGAAGAGUGUCCUCAUCCACGCCCUCUUACCUUUUUCAUUCCCGGAUUACCCUUGUAUAUUGAUACAAGAAAAGGAGGAUCCCAGUGCCGAUACAUUCGACGAAGCUGUAGGGCGAACGCAAACUUAGAAACAUAUAUUGUUGCCAAUACAAGCGAGUAUCAUUUCUACUUGACCCUCGACAGCGCCCUGGCUCCAAACGAGCAGAUUACAUUACCUUGGGACUUCAAAUUCGUCGACAAGUCGAGACUAGACCGUGCCCUUCAUCUUGAUGGCGAUGACGACGAUAGGCUACCUGAUAUCACCGAAGCCGAAUACCAAAGUGUGUCGCAUUCGAUCAACCUGGUGUUAUCGGAUCACGGAGGUUGUGCUUGCAAUGCCGGUAAAGAGUGCGCCUUUGUACGAUUUCACCGUGAUUACUACGGCAGAGUGCAUGGCCAGCACCAACAGCCAUCCAAUGGUGUAAAUGGGGUGAAAUCCAAGAAGGGUCGCAAACCCAAGCAGCACGUCUCUCCCACAAGUACAGGCCACGCCACCAAUAGUCGAGCUGCUAGCGAAGGCCAGCCAGAGACAAAUGACGACGACGAUGGCCGUUCCAUUUCUGGCUCCGGGCGUAGCAAACCUCACAGUCGUGAUCCCACACCAAUACAUGGCCCUGAAGCCGAUGCAGUUUUGACAGAGACGAAACGAGAGAAAAGAAAGUUGCUAUUGUUGGAAGAAAAAUUCAAACAAUUGGAACAGGAACAGGAACCGCCACGGAAAAAAAAGAGGCCAUCGGAUGGUUCGAAUGUGAACUCCCCAGUGACUGCUACGGCAUCACAGACAAACUGCAAACCCCGACAGAAAUCAGUCGCAUCGCGAACUGCCGUUUCACAGUCGGCUCACGCAAAAUCUAAUGGAUCCCGAUCUCGUCAGUAUGUCGAUGCCAGCACAUCGCGUCGACAGUCGGGGUCGCCUCUCAGUGCGACAUCUUCAAAAGUUGUAGCCUCUCCAAAACCCAUUCAAUCUCGCGAUGAUUCGAGUGGCUCUCGAUCAGAUGAAUCAGAGGGCUUCCGAUCACGCCAGAAUUCAAUAAGCCCGAAUGUCGUGUAUGCAGAUUCAUCAACACAAACAAGCCCGGAUAAAGAUGCAUGGUACGAGCAGAAAACAAAGUUGAUACCAAAGAGGCCUGUCUUACCACUUUCGAGGCGUUUGCUUAUGAAAAAAUUUAAAGUACAGGAAAAGGCCCAGGAGUUAUUUAAGAAUGAGGAGCGGCAGCGGACAAAUGUUGCUGCAGGGCUGAUGAACGGAGGUCUCCAAAAUCUUUCUUCGCCUACAAUGGCAAUGGAUAUUGACUCACCAAUCCAGGAAGAUCGAUCAAUUACUCAGUCACCCACUGAUUCUAGGGUCCGAAAUGCGAGUAUUUCUUCAUCGACUCCGUCGGCGGACUUCACGUCCAAUUCUGGCGAUUAUCAUACAGAUGGACCAAUACUCGUCACUGGGCAGACAAUGAAACCUCCUUCCUGGACUGGACAAUCCGCCAAUGGAUAUUCACAUAAAUCACCUGAACUACACGUACGAAUGCCUCCAACACAAACAUUUACAACACCUAACCUGUCUGGAACUCCAGGCACACUCACACCGGCUUCCGCAGUACCCUCAUUAGCGAUCUCGCCUUAUGGCACAACUCAGUUCUCAUCAUACCCUUCUGCAAAUGCUGUCAAUCCGAGUCCCGCUCGGAAAAAAAUGUCAAUCAAAGAUUACACCGCUCGACAUAAGAACCAGAGCGCCAAUGGUUCAGGUGGGCGCAAGGCUUCUGUAGGAAGCAGUCCUACAAUAUCACCAGCAGUUCCCAAGCCAGCACUUUCGACUAUUGACGAAAUUAAUUCUAUAGGGGCUCUUCUUGACAGCAAAACUGUGGCAGUUGAUGGGAACAAGAAAGUCGACCAUAGUCUUGUUGAUACGCUCAAGAUUUCACCAUCCCCCAAAAAUAUGCCCCCUCAACACUCGAAUGGCGCAUUGUAA
Botrytis fragariae is the source of this 2958-nucleotide messenger RNA. RefSeq names its product putative phd-finger domain-containing protein. The transcript has a single exon. The record is from RefSeq and is a predicted model, not a curated record. The coding region runs from base 1 to 2958 and encodes 985 amino acids. Gene Ontology annotation, molecular function: protein binding. Lineage: Eukaryota; Fungi; Ascomycota; Leotiomycetes; Helotiales; Sclerotiniaceae.